Opisthorchis viverrini is the source of this 1557-nucleotide messenger RNA. RefSeq lists its product as hypothetical. Bases 1 to 1557 code for a protein of 518 amino acids. Gene Ontology annotation, molecular function: protein binding. The record is from RefSeq and is a predicted model, not a curated record. NCBI's taxonomy places the organism in Eukaryota, Metazoa, Platyhelminthes, Trematoda, Opisthorchiida, Opisthorchiidae. The transcript is spliced from 8 exons.
AUGUUCUGUUUGAACCCAAAUUGGACUGUUUUCGAGAACUGCACUCAUUUGCAAAACAAUUUGGUUUUCACGCGAGAGACACAACUGAAUCUCUCUCGGUCUGCACAGUACCCGGAUUUCCGUCAACCUAACGUUCUACUUGAAACCAAAUUGCACGAAAUUAGCGAAUGCACACUCACUUGCAAACUAAUUUGGUUUUUCGAGAGACUCAUUUGGAACCCGGCUGAAUGUCUCGUUUGUGAUGUUCUCAGGCAACUGAAUGUGCUGCACCAAGCCGCCUCAUGUUUCGGUCGCUACGAUAUUCGACGUAUCGCGAUACAUGUUGCUGAAAAUCCGUCGACAGCUCACGACCGGUUUCGCCCUAUAUGGGGCUCAUCAGGUAUGCGCAGUCCUUUGAGAACAUCACAAACGAGAGAUUCAGCUGGGUUCCAUAAUCUACUAAGUUGCAAACUAAUUUGGUUUUUCGAGAGACUCAUUUGGAACCCGGCUGAAUGUCUCGUUUGUGAUGUUCUCAGGCAACUGAAUGUGCUGCACCAAGCCGCCUCAUGUUUCGGUCGCUACGAUAUUCGACGUAUCGCGAUACAUGUUGCUGAAAAUCCGUCGACAGCUCACGACCGGUUUCGCCCUAUAUGGGGCUCAUCAGGUAUGCGCAGUCCUUUGAGAACAUCACAAACGAGAGAUUCAGCUGGGUUCCAUGUGAGUCUCUCGAAAAAACAAAUUAGCUUGCAAAUGAUACCCCUGAAACCUACCAACAUUUCAUUGAAUGUACUUCGGGAUGAGAAAAAAAUUCACGUGACAUGGAAUGACUCCGAAAUUUGUCCGGCCACCAAGUUUACCGUCCUUCUGUCGGCCGGCAAACAAAAUUCUAACGUCAUAUCCGCGAAACCGGAGAUUUAUCUGGAUUGGGUCACUCCAUGCACUUCACACUACAUAUACGUCUCAAGUGAGAAUAUUCACGGAGGAAGUGGACGGUCGGAAGGAGUCAAACUGUCCCUUCCACGAGUACCCCUGAAACCUACCAACAUUUCAUUGAAUGUACUUCGGGAUGAGAAAAAAAUUCACGUGACAUGGAAUGACUCCGAAAUUUGUCCGGCCACCAAGUUUACCGUCCUUCUGUCGGCCGGCAAACAAAAUUCUAACGUCAUAUCCGCGAAACCGGAGAUUUAUCUGGAUUGGGUCACUCCAUGCACUUCACACUACAUAUACGUCUCAAGUGAGAAUAUUCACGGAGGAAGUGGACGGUCGGAAGGAGUCAAACUGUCCCUUCCACGAGAUUUCGAUCCACCUCGCAAUAUCCGAAUCAGUCCAAAUCACACCGAGUCUCGGAUAACAGUAACUUGGGAGAAAAACAGGGAAUGUAGCAGCACUCAGUACGAAAUAUCUAUUUACGAUACGAACAGUGAAGUUGUGAACAGAACACUGUUUGGCAACUCACCGGGCGAAAUCACUCAGCUACCGAAACGUGCGUCAAUGUUUCUAACCAUACGAACACGGGGUCUCUGGUGGGUUGGUGACGAAUCAGACAAACAGGAAUUCCACCUCCAUGAUCGUGAGUGA